This is a messenger RNA of Styela clava, 3632 nucleotides long. Its product is annotated as cAMP-dependent protein kinase catalytic subunit beta. Gene Ontology annotation, molecular function: ATP binding; cAMP-dependent protein kinase activity. Gene Ontology annotation, biological process: protein phosphorylation. The record is from RefSeq and is a predicted model, not a curated record. Gene Ontology annotation, cellular component: nucleus; cytosol; cAMP-dependent protein kinase complex. NCBI's taxonomy places the organism in Eukaryota, Metazoa, Chordata, Ascidiacea, Stolidobranchia, Styelidae.
UGUACCAGCUUGUCUAAUGCUAUUUGGGCGUAACGUAACUCGAACAUAUGCAUUGCAACCACAUUUAGCUAACGUCCGGUAGAAAAAAGGCCGCAAUUAUUUUGGCCAGCGAAUAAUACUGUUUAUGCGCCUCUUUGUGAGUGUGAUAUACUGGAAUACCAAACGGAAGUAACCAUACCACACACUGCUGUUAUUAUCGACGUACAGUCAGUAAGGUAGCUAGACUGUGUUAGUUGCUUGUCUGUCUGCUCUGAAAGAGACGAUCUUUUCCGUCAAUACAAAGACAAAACUGGAAUAUAUUUUGAAGUGAUAUUAUACGAUACAAACCAGCAUCAUGAGUAUGUUCCCUUUUAAAUUCGGGAAGUCGAAGGAAUCCUCGCAUAAGUCGCCAAAGACUUCCAAAGAAGACCAUUUGAAUAACAUGAAAGCAUUUCUAACGGAGGCGAAGGAAGAUUUUCUAAAGAAAUGGGAGACUCCAGUUCAGAACAAUUCAGCACUAGAAGAUUUCGAAAGACUGAAAACCCUCGGCACAGGAUCAUUUGGGAGAGUUAUGCUUGUCAAACACAAGAAAACCGAAAACUACUAUGCAAUGAAAAUUUUAGAUAAACAAAAGGUAGUCAAACUGAAACAAGUUGAACACACAUUGAAUGAGAAGAAAAUUCUACAAGCAGUUAGUUUUCCCUUCCUCGUCAGCAUGGAAUAUUCUUUCAAGGACAACAGCAACUUAUACAUGGUCCUAGAUUUCAUUAUGGGAGGAGAGAUGUUCUCACAUUUGAGGAGAAUUGGGAGAUUCAGCGAGCCUCAUUCACGGUUCUACGCAGCACAGAUUGUCCUUGCAUUUGAAUAUCUCCAUUAUCUCGAUAUUAUAUACAGAGAUUUGAAACCAGAGAAUCUUCUUAUUGAUCAACAAGGAUAUCUUCAGGUGACUGACUUCGGAUUUGCAAAAAGAGUGAAAGGAAGGACAUGGACACUAUGUGGCACACCAGAGUACCUCGCUCCUGAAAUUAUCCUCAGCAAGGGUUACAACAAGGCAGUUGACUGGUGGGCACUUGGUGUUUUGAUCUAUGAAAUGGCUGCUGGGUAUCCUCCAUUCUUUGCUGAUCAACCUAUACAAAUUUAUGAAAAGAUUGUUUCUGGAAAGGUUCGUUUCCCAUCUCAUUUCACUUCUGAACUGAAGGAUUUGCUUCGUAAUUUACUUCAAGUUGAUUUGACAAAACGUUACGGGAAUUUGAAGAACGGUGUUGCUGAUAUCAAAGGUCACAGGUGGUUUUCUGCCAUCGACUGGAUUGCAAUCUAUCAGAGAAAGGUCGAGGCACCAUUCAUCCCUAAAUUCAAGCAUGCUGGGGAUUCGAGCAACUUUGACGACUACGAGGAAGAACAACUCCGAAUCCAUUCGACGGAAAAACACGCCAAAGAAUUUGCAGAUUUUUGAUUUGUUCGACAACUUGCGUGGCUCACUAUGCCAAGUCGAACCUUUAAAUUUCAAUUAGUAAAUGAAGACUGAAUACAGCUUCCCCCACUAUGGACGUGGUCAUAUCUGGAUUAAACAUAGCUUAGAGAGUAUUCCCACAUGUAUCUAUCGUACUCGAAUGCUGAGACUCGUUGGAUAAUUUGAAAUUUUUGUUUUCAGAAAUUCUGCAUUUUUCCUUCACAAAAUUUGUGAAUGAUAUCAAAAAGCACAAAAUUUGAACUAAAAAAUCACAGAUUUUUUUAGUUUGAACCAGAAAUUUCAAUACCAAAGGACUAAAUAUGGCUAAUUUUGGUUUCUUUUUCAAUAAAAUUUGGUAUAGCAUGAUGAGUGCCAGAUUUUUCAACCAGUUUUUGCCCGAAUGUCAACGAAAAACUAAAAUUGGUUUCGGAGUCUAUUCGAAUGAAAAAAAAAAGGGAAAUUUGUUUUAAAAUUAAAUUAGGACUAUUGCAGGGUUCUUGUUUAUACCCAUUCUUCUUUCUUAUAUAUAUAAAUAUGUGAAUACUCACAAUUUAGAGUCUGUAGGGGGGAGCGUUCAGAUGAAGGAAAACACAACAUUAGUAUGUAUGAGACAUGAUUAUAAAUGAUUUUGUUUUUACCGUUUUCCAUAUAAACCUAUUCUAUAUUCAGGAUUGCUAUUUUGAAACUUACAUAAUGUUAAUUUUAUUGUUCCACUGUUCACUAGCGCUCUCUUUACCACAAGGUGGCGUUGAUUUGUGACUUUUGUGAUCAUUCAACCAGAAAAUGGUUACAGUUAAAUUGUAGAUUUUUUGUUUUCGUUUAUAUGAACAAACAAUUUUGAACUUUUCUGCGGUUACCAUUGGCUAACAUAUGGUCCGAUUGUGGCAAUUUGCCCGCAUUGGGUUUAAAAUUUUGAACACAGAUUUUUUUAUAAAUUUUGCCUGUUUUUUUUCCGUCAGCUAUUUUUGAAGACAAAAAUUAUCCAGAACUUCUACUCCGUAACAAUAAGACGUUGCUUUUAUAACUUAGAUAAAUUUUAUCAUUUUAAUUUCUUUUUUGUUUCAAUUUGUUGUUGAUCUUUUUCUCGCAUAGUAGAGAAACUUCAGUUAGAAAUUUACCUAUAGGGAUUGGUUAAGUCAAUGGACGUUGAUUUUCUUCCUUUUUCAAGAACGAUAAAAAAAUACCAAGUUGAAUAUUAACGGACAUGAAUACUUGAUUCUUGACUAAAAAAGGUGCGACAAUUCAAGAUUAGACUCAAAUUUUAUGACCGUCGGCAUCCUUCUGAAGACCCAUAACACUUUGUGCCCCUUGUUCUUCUUCUUCAAAGAAAAACUGUUUUUAGAGGGGUUUUCAUCAGUUUUCUUAUUCGCUGCUACCGGUAUUAGUAAAUAACAGCAAACUUGCAUAUUGGUUGAACAAUUAGACAAAUCAUCGUCAAUUUAAUUUAUUGUAGUCAUCGCAAAGUUGAAAAACCUGGAUUAGUUCUCCCUCCUUUGUAUAUCAAGGGGCUAGCUACUAAAUUUGUGGCUAUGUUAUAGGAUUCGUCCACUUUUUUGUGACAAGGCUGCUGAUUACGAAAUUUAGCAUUGGUUGUCUUACCAUAAGAUUGUCUGUUAUAAAAGGAUCAAACUUGUUAUAAAAGGAUCAAAUUUACUGUUUUGUGUCGACUGAUAAUUAAGAUCUGAUAUGUUUUGGGUGUAUAUGGUAAAAGUUUUUGGCAAAAACGGGAAAUAUGUGAAUUUUUCACUUUUUAAAAGGCAAAACUUUUCAAUUACCUGACAACAUAGUAUUAUAUUGACUGCCUUUCCCCCUUGGUAAAUUUCCAAAUGAUAAACUUACCUAAAGGAGUUAUCAGUUUAUCACUAUUAAUUACUUAACCCAAGCGAGUUUGUUUCCGUACAAGUUAUUGCAAACUUGAUGACGUCAUACUAUUAUUAUUAAUACGUCAUUCUAUUAUGACGUCAUUUAAGCGUCAUCGAUUUCAUAACAAGUCUAUUUCUAAUUCCUGUUAGUUUGAGUUCACGGUGUUGUUUUCGUUGCUGUUAUAUUUUUGGUUUGUAUUAUUUUACAAUUUCGUUUUCGAGAAUUUUGCAAAUUUUCUGACCCCGAAAAAACUCCCCGAAUCGGACCUUUCGGCCCUAAAAAUUUUGUCACCAUUGUUUUGAUUAUUUUAAUAAACCAUGUCUCUUUGAUGACGUGUGAA